Molecule: messenger RNA, 2966 nt
Organism: Esox lucius (northern pike)
Lineage: Eukaryota; Metazoa; Chordata; Actinopteri; Esociformes; Esocidae
Gene: cfap91
Product: cilia and flagella associated protein 91
Exons: 16
Coding region: 489-2612 (707 amino acids)
Source: RefSeq, a predicted model, not a curated record
CUUACAACAGACCUCGACAUACCGCUACAGUGGCUAGCUCCAGCGUUCUAGUUUAUGAUGCUUGGAAGUGUACUGCAAGACUCAUCCAACUUUGAAUGACGAUUAGAUGAAUAAGUUGUUUGGCUUAAAGUUCAUGAGAGGCGUUUUUAUGAUUUACACUUUUAGCAUGAUAAUUCCAUGGCAGGUGUGUCCGUGCCCGGUGGGGGUCUCUAACACAGCCACCGGACCAUCCCUGAAUCCUCGCCGGUUUAGUGGUUAGGGCCCCGGAAGUCAUUUAUUCAAACCUCAGGGGAAGGUCAGGCUUCCUGGUCCUUGUCGGAGCGUUGGUGCUACGCUGACAAGAAUAUAACCCCAAUAAUGUGUCUUACUGAUUAAUCCACUAAAAGGGAACUACUGAACUAGCUAAUAUUUCUAUUCCUGUCCGGCUUCCCAAAUCUGUUUGGAUUUCUUAUGCAGGCCUAAAGAGGAAAGUUCCAGUGUAUGGGUCUAUGUUCAGUCAUCUACCUCACCGCCCUCGUUACACUCUACGCCUGGACACCACGGACCCUGUACCAUCGUUUAUCGAGCGCCGCUGGCGAGGCCGCAUGGAUCAGCGGAGAGAAGCACUGCAGCAGCUGCCAGGGGUGGCUCCCUGCGCUCAGUUUCAGGUCAGAGGGUGUGAAGAGAGCCGGGUGUCAGGCGUCGAUCGUUGGAAGUUCUUCAAGCGCCCGCUGAUCACCUUCGCUCAGCAGGUUCCACCCAGUGUCGUCUUGGCCUUGCCUAAAGCUAACUCUACAGUGGAUGGGGGUAAUGAACAGCUGCCCAGUCCAUUUCAGCGCACUGUGGGGAUUCAGACGGACUUCAGGGACAGUGAGGCCCAGACCGACCCCUAUACCCCAGAAUAUGUAGUACGUCCUGGAUCCGCCCCCCCAGAGCUGCUGACACUGGCCACACUGUCAUGGGGUCGUGGUCUUCCGGCAGGGCUGGCGGAGGUGGAGAUGAUUGAGCGGGCGAGGGUGAGGCGGGCAUGGGAGGCCACUCUUCCCCCUCUGAAUGACCUGAGCCAGCUGGACAAGAGGAAAAGGAUGAUGGACGAGAUGGAGAGGAAGGAGUGGGCCUUCAGGGAGGAUGAGAUCCAAAAGCUGCAGGAGGCUCGCCUGGCCCUGCUUAAGGGUCAGCUAAGUCGUAGGGAGGAGGUUCAGCAGGAGGCCACGGCGGGCAGGCUGGACCUCCAGUACUCCCAGCAACAGAAAGACAAGGAGAACAAGCUGAAGAAGAUACGUAACAACUACAUCAUCUCGAUGAGGAAGCUUACAGCAAAGAGGAGGAAUGUGGAGGGAAAGCUGGAGCGCCGUGACAUCAUUAAUGAGUACUCCGACUACUCGUCCCAGACGUAUGCCCCUCUGUCCCGCGUGGGCCGGUUCCCCGACCGCCACUCCCAGUGCAACGUGGUCCAGAGCCGCUACCUCGACACUUACGAAGGUCUGCUUGAGCUGGAGGCAGGACUUCCUGUCUGGGUGACUGAGCCACGUAUCAAAGCCCCCAUGCCCAAAGCCAGCCAGGGCUUCGUCAAACGCUCUGUACGCCGAGAGAUGGACCUCAUGAAGACACACCAGGCUCUGAAGGAGAAAUCCCGUGUGGAGGAGAAGAAGGCGCUACGCUUCCUCUUCAAGACAGAGAAGGCGGUUCCUCGACCACAGACCCCCGUGGUGCAUGCUCCCCCUGAGGGGGACGAGGAGAGAGAGCUGGCUGUCAUAUUCUUGCAGAAGCUGCUAAGAGGAAGGUAUAUUCAGAACCAGAUGUUUGAGGGGAAGGAGAAACAUCUGGAACUGAUCCAGGAGCUGAGGACCACUCAUGCCCUGCAGAAGGAGGAGCAGGAACUCCAGGCAGCAGACAGACAGCUCACACUGGCUCUGCAGAGAGACAGAGAACAACACACGCACAAGGCGUCACUGGCAGCCAGCUACUGGGCCGGUAUGGCAGGGGCGGAGCUUGCCGACAUGCUGGACUUUCUGUCAAAGGAGCUGAUUCGCCUGCAGGAGGAGCGCAGGAUCCACGCCUUCUCCUUACUGGCCGAGAGAGACCGCCGCCGCCGAGAGGCCGAGGAGAGUGGGAGGAGACAGGUGGAGGAGACGAGACGUAGAGAGGAGGACGAGAUCUUCAAACAGGUGGUGCAGGUGCACCAGGAUACAGUUGACCUGUACCUGGAGGACAUUAUCCUGGGGACUGUGGAACAGACAGCAGACCAACAGGCCAGGCAGGAGAUCCACAGGGUGGCAGAGGAGGUCAACAACAUAGCCUACGCCAUGGAGGAGAAUCGAAGCAGCCUGCAGUCCGAGGAGAUUGUAGCAGAGCUUAUAUACCGCUUCCUAAUUCCCGAGGUGCAGAAGAUCGAUUUCAGGGAUCGAGUGCGUCAGAGCCAGCAUAGGCACCUCCAGGCAGCCCGGCGGAUUAUCCACGGGGGUGACGAGGGCAAUGUGGACACUCCUUCCAACCCCCCUGGGCGUCCCCUCUCACCCGCAGACAAGACCUCCAAACAGCUCCUGGAGGAGAUGAUCACCUGUGUGGAGCAGGAGCAGGAUGGAGGAGACAGUGGAGAGGAGGAGUGCAGCGAAGGGGGAGGGGCACAGUAGAACAGAACCGGCUGAUAGUUGAAGUGCUUCCUUCUCAACAGAGGAAGCACUGUUUCUGUACGCAAUAGAUUUAAAAAUAUGUCAGUGUUGUCCUUUAAAACAUCUGAAAUAUAAAUCUGGAAAAAAAAAAAAGAUGUGUAUUUAAUUGUUAUUAGGUUUGACUUGUUUCCCAUACUGAGUGUGAAAUUGAAUUGAUAAGAAUUUCGAGUUUGAUAUGUUUAUGGGGUGAGAAGGUGAGAUAUAUUUUUGCAUGGGGCAGAUGCUUUGUACGUCAUCAUGGGUUUUAUCUCUCCAGAUUAAAUAGACGUGGUGGUGACUUUGUGUCAAAUGCAAGUAAUUAAAUUGUAUAAUUGA